Molecule: messenger RNA, 4382 nt
Organism: Protopterus annectens (West African lungfish)
Lineage: Eukaryota; Metazoa; Chordata; Ceratodontiformes; Protopteridae
Gene: YIPF4
Product: Yip1 domain family member 4
Biological process (GO): vesicle fusion with Golgi apparatus; endoplasmic reticulum to Golgi vesicle-mediated transport
Cellular component (GO): trans-Golgi network; membrane
Source: RefSeq, a predicted model, not a curated record
AUGUUAAAAUCAGAUCCCAGUGGUUCAAUAGCUCCUCCAGAUGUGAAGCUUCACGUGGGGGAAGAUUUUUCCGGAGAAUCUGUGGCAACAACAUUCUUGCGACAGAGGGGAUAUGGUUGGCUUUUAGAGGUGGAAGAUACAGAUCCAGAGGACAAUAAGCCAUUGCUGGAGGAGCUGGAUAUUGACCUGAAGGACAUUUAUUACAAAAUACGUUGUGUCUUGAUGCCAGUACCUUCUUUGGGGUUUAAUAGGCAGGUAGUGAGAGACAAUCCUGACUUUUGGGGUCCAUUGGCAGUAGUACUUUUCUUUUCCAUGAUUUCACUAUAUGGACAAUUCAGGGUUGUUUCAUGGAUUAUAACAAUUUGGAUAAUUGGAUCAUUGACCAUUUUCUUAUUGGCAAGAGUACUAGGAGGAGAAGUUGCAUAUGGACAAGUUCUUGGUGUUAUUGGAUACUCUCUGCUUCCUCUCAUUGUAAUAGCUCCUCUGCUGUUAGUAGUUCAUUCAUUUGAAAUCGUGUCUACAGUGGUUCAGCUUUUUGGAGUUUUUUGGGCUGCAUACAGUGCUGCUUCAUUACUAGUCGGAGAGGAAUUCAAAACUAAGAAGCCACUUCUGAUCUAUCCUAUCUUGUUAUACAUCUACUUCUUGUCAUUGUAUACCGGAGUCUGAUUUGUUCAAACUGUUUCAAGCAUAUGAAAGUGUCAUUUUUACCUUGGCAUAAGGACUGAGAGGAAGAAAUCCUGGAAACAAGACCUUGUUUUGUGGAAGGACAGUUACUCCUAGUUUGGUCUUCUCGAAACACUGACUUGAUGAAAGGUCCACCAGCACAGCUGUACAGUUUAUUUAAUGAAUGAUAACAGUUUGUACUAAAUAAAAUUCUAGGUUUUGCCAAGAAAUGUCUCAGAUUUUAGAGAUCAGAAUUUUUCAAGUUUCUUUAGGUAGGAUCUGGGCCAUCAUUAGGAGAGAGAUGCAUCUUUGCCAAAUGCACCAGGACCAGGUCUUUCUUUAUUACCUUUUUUGUGGUUGAGGGCUGACUCCUUGCUAACGUACUAAAGACUUUUUUCAUUGAAAAAUCAUUUUUAAGUUAAAUAUUUUUAUCAGAUUUGGUGGUGCAGAAAUUAACCUUAUUUAUUAUAUGCUUUUCACAUUUGCAUCUUAAUUUACUAUGUUAAGUUUCAUUUAGUAUAAAUGCAUUUUAAUUAGGUGUUCAUUUUCCAUAUCUGUGCCUGUACAUACCAUAUGUGUGUGUGUGUGUGUGUAUAUAUGUAUAUGGGUCCACUGAAAUACGUCAAAUCUAUCAUUGGCCAACAUCUGUUUCGCCAACAAAAUAUGGUUGACAGGUUUGUGAGAUCUCACAUUUCUCUGUGUAGGGAAAUAUGCCCUUUCCUCAUGAUUGUGCAAUAUCGGAGUUAAUAAAGUUAACGGGGGGGGUGCAAAAAGUAAGGUUUACUUUUUUUUUUUUUAAGUUUUGCAUGCGCUAUGGUUGUUUUUUGGCACAUGACUAGUAGCAUAUUGACAUUUGCAAAGUCAACUUUUGUGGUCGACCACAUAUACAGCUAUCUUUGAGUGUUGUGUUUAAUUUCAGAACACCUAUAUGUAUAUGUGUGUGUGCAUACAAACUUGUGUACGUAUGUGUAUAUGUAUGUAUAUAUAUAUAUAUAUAUAUAUAUAUAUAUAUAUAUAUAUACGUACGCAUAUAUAGCGAUGGAUGGAUCAUUGCAGAACAUCAUAGUCCAUAAUAAAUACAAACAUGAGCCUACACUGUUGGAGUGACAAAGAAUUCCAGAUUUAAAUCUUGUGACCAAGUUAUCAGAAACUAGUAAUGAGUACUGCAAAUGUUAAAAUAGUGUCAUUUCAUGAUAUAUUAACUACCCUGCUACAGUGUUUCUGAAAACAAAAAUAAAAUGUUUGCCCAGUGAGACUGUAAUGUACAAGUACCAGUUAAAAAUGUGCCAAGAAAUGAAAAUCAGGUGAAAGAAACUUCACUUUAAUAACCAAAUUAGUGGUAUAUUCUGAAUAAUUUAAUCAAUAAAAAAGGCAAUAAACAGUACCCGUGACAAAUGAAACCAGACCUACCAUGUACUUCAGUGGCAGGAGCUAUUAGUCACAAACUGAUCAUGUAUCUUGAAAUGUUGGCAAUAUUGUGCAUAACUUCAUAGCCAGAAAGGAAGAAAAGUAGUCAUUACUGAAGAUUAACCUUUACCAUUUCGAGGAAGAAAAAUUCAAGUCUCAGAAUAUGUUAGUGCUUCACUUACAAGAUACAUAACAGGUACAUAGCAAGGGCAAUCACUUUCACAACUAUAGUCAAUAAAGAACAGCAUGACACAUACCAUCUGCCAAAAUCUACAUUUGUAAAAAGAAACCGACUGAAAAGAAAUGCUCAAAGUUUAGAAAAUGUGCCAGUUCAAAUAAUUGAGGAUCUGUGAUCUUUAACACCGGCAGAAGUGGUUCGAAGCCUUCCUAGCUGCAAAAACAGUACACAAAUGUUACUAAAACAGCCAGUAUUCAGUUUAUCUCCUUAACAUUGAACACACAGAAGUGGCCUUCUUAUUCUUUGUCAAGUCACAGACUUGCAGCAGUCUGUAUUUUUAUUGCUGACAGCAAUGUAGAAAUAUAUUCAUUCUUUACAUUAUGACAUACUUUCCUUUGAAAUCCCUUUUGUAGGCAGGUGUACAGUGUCCUUGCUUAAUUAGUUUUGUUGAUAUUAAAUCUGUACUACUGGCAUUUGCUGUUUCACACAAAACCUAUUGUACGUAAGAUUUGUCCUGGAGUACAUUAUACGAAGUCCCAGAGACUGCAGAAACAACAAUGUAGCCUGAGCAUCUUGAUUAAUUUUUUUUAAUUCCUUUACAUGCAACUUUCCAAAGGAUUAUUUUCUCUUAAAUACUCUGGCACCACACACACUGUUUAUAUAUGGCUACAUUAUAUGGAACAUCACUGAAGGUUACUGUAUUGAGAAAAACAAAAUUCCUGCAGGUUUUCUGGAUCCUGAAAUGGUACAGUCUGGUUUAGGGGUACAAAUGCUAAAUAUUCCAUCAGGCCCAGAAACUGUUUAUGUGUUCUGAACGAUAUUGUAUUCUCAGCAGACUUUGAAAGUCUGGAACAGAUUUGCCAGCAUUAUUUGAAGUUAAUUUCUUUCUGAACUGUAUAUGACUUGUGUGAUGUGCUACUCCUAAGAAUUCAAAAUAUGUCUACAUGACAGUAGCAUUUAUGUAUGUUGAUGGUUGAAUUCUUCAGUUAAAUUUCUGAUGUGCUGCGAGCUGUCCCUGUUGAAAAAUAAAUAUUUUGUUAGUGAUUUCUAGUUGGGUUAUCUCAAUCUCUCAAAUGGCGUAAAAGAAGGGAUUGUAAAGUAUAAUUCAGUUAACAUUUAUGCAGUGCAAUAGCUACAACACAUGGGAUUUUAUAUACUGAGUCACUGAACAUUCAUUUUUUAAAGUUUAUGCUGUCCUUUGUAGUAGUAGAGCUACAUUAUUCAGCAUGUUGCCCAUAUACCUACGGAGUUGUGAUAUUAAAAAAGGGUUUCUUGGCAAUGUGUGGAUUCACUAUUGUGGUCCAUUUUAUUUUAUUGUAUUUGUAAAAGUUCUGCAUUCACUAAUUUAAUGGACAUAUUUACGUAGUGAACCCUACGUGCAUAUUGUAUGUUGGGUGUGGGUGUGUAUGUGUAUAUAGUAUAUGUAUAGAUAUAGGUUUAUUAUCAUAUUUGCAGUUGCUACAAUUGUGAAUACAGUAGUAAAGAGACCAGAAGAUCAUAAGACUGGAAUGUUGAGGACCAUAGGAGUGAAGUGCUGGACUUGCCCCCCUUCUUGGACCUAUGUUAGCACUUGUUUCUGUGCCUGCAAUGGUUAGGACGUUCAAUAUUCUACAUUUUUCAUUCCUGUGGUUCUUAAUAUUCCUGACUUAUGAUCUUCUGGUCUCAUUAUUACCAUAUUCACAACUGUAGCAAUCAAAAGUAUAAUAGUAACACACACACACCCCUGCCUACCUAAAUACAUGUAUACAUACACUGAUGUGUGUGUAAAAGGUAUAUGUAUGUCAACAUGUGUAAGCAUUUACAAGUACUGAGGUAUACACUGAACAGAUAUAACCACAUGCCCAGGCUGUUGUGAGGCAUGAGCCCAGUGAAGAAGUGCCUUAUAAGCCUGCCACCAUGUCAGUAUCUGUCCAGGGCACAACUGUUUAUGAAUAAUGCACUUAAAAUGGCAUUAUUUCUGCUUUUGUUAUGCAGCUGUUUUUGGACAUCUGUUUAUGUAUGCUUUGAAUGUUUUUUCACACCUACCUUUGUUAGUCAGUCAGAUUGCUUGCUUUUGUGAGCAUGCAUACACACACACACAAGAAAUACUUUGUAGAUGUAUAUAUGUAAAGUCAAUAAAAAUACAGUAAUGUUA